AUGGAGAAGAAGGACCAGCAGCCCCAGCCCCGGACCCCACCCCUGAGGCCCCAGCUCCUACCCCAGGCCCCCCCAUGCUUGAGGAGAAGCCGGCUGAACCUGGGGAGGGGGUGUCAUAGAAAUAAUGAUUUAUUUUUUGUUUUCAGUCAGGAGCCGCCAUCUCCGUCUCCACCCCUUCUAGUGGUGAAUAAAUAUAUAGAUGAUCACCUGAGGAGCCUGAUAAAGCAACUGAGGGAUCGAACCACGAGCUACAAGGAGAAGGUCAUCGACCCGUAUGCCUCAUCCCCGGAGCACAGCCCCCCCAUCACACCAGUCAUGAGAAAGCGAUACUUCCUGAAGAGAGAGGCAGAGGAGCGAACUCAGAAAGAGGAAGAGGGGAGGGAAAAAAAGGAGGAGCAGGCUAAGAAAGUGACACAGAAGAAGGGUGAGAAGGAGGAAGGGGAGAAAAAGGAUGUUAAAAAGAAGAAAGAUGACAAGAAAGAGGAAAAGAAAGAUGACAAGAAAGAGGAGAAAAAGGAUGGCGAAGUAGAGGUCAAAGCUGAAAGCUCCUGGUCCAAGGUCAUAUUGACCUGCCUCUUCUCCAUGACCGACAUGCUUUUCAAACCGCUGGAGGAGAAGCUGGACGUGUGGAUGGAUGAGACCAUAGAUCCCUUCACAGAUCACAGGUACAUCUUCUGGCUGAGCUUGGUGACUCUGGUCUACAACUACAACAUGUGGUUCAUCCCCGUACGCCUGGCUUUCCCUUUCCACUCACCGAGGAGCAUCCCCUUCUGGACCUUCUUUGAUGUCCUAGCCGACAUCAUCUACCUCCUAGACAUAAUGGCGUUCCAGACCCGCCUCCAGUUCGUCAAAGGCGGGGACAUCAUCAAAGACAGAAGUUUAACAAAGCUUAACUACAGAAAGUCUGCGAGACUGUGGGUGGACAUAUUCUCAGUCUUCCCCUUUGAUCUGCUGUACUUCCAUUUCGGGUUCACAUCAUUGUUCAGAGUCAACCGUAUGCUGCGGCACAAGUCCUUCUUUGAGUUCAGUGACCGUUUGGAGAGCAUCAUGAGCAGGGCUUACAUCUGGAGAGUGACCCGCACCAUUGGCUACCUGCUCUACUUGCUGCACAUCAAUGCCUGUCUGUACUAUGUUGCGUCAAACUACGAGGGCAUCAGCUCAACCAAGUGGGUCUAUGAUGGGGAGGGCAGCGCGUACCUGCGGUGCUACUACUUUGCUGUGCGCACCCUCAUCAACAUCGGAGGCUUGCCGGACCCACAGACUGUCUUCGAGAUCCUGUUCCAGAUGUCAAAUUAUUUUAUCGGCGUCUUCGUGUUCUCCAGCCUUAUUGGACAGAUGCGGGACGUCAUUGGUGCCGCCACUGCCGGCCAGACGUACUUCCGUACAUCAAUGGACAAUACGGUAUCCUACAUGAACACCAAUAAGAUCCCCAAACUGGUCCAGAACAGAGUACGCACCUGGUACAACUAUACCUGGGCCUCCCAGGGCAUGUUAGAUGAAUCGGAAUUGCUGGAGCAGAUGCCCCUGGUCAUGAGGACAGCCAUCGCUGUGGACAUCAACCUCAGCACCUUCCAGAAGAUAGAGCUGUUCAAGGGCUGCGAUAACCAGAUGCUUGUGGACAUGUUACUUCGACUGAAGUCCGUCAUUUAUCUGCCUGGAGAUUUUGUGUGCAAGAAGGGGGACAUCGGGAAGGAGAUGUACAUUAUCAAGGCAGGGGCCGUGCAGGUGGUGGGGGGGCCGGACAAUAAGACAGUGUUUGUCACGCUUAAGGCUGGAUGCGUCUUCGGGGAGAUCAGCCUGCUACAGUCAGCAGCCAACGGUGGAAACCGACGGACAGCUAACGUGGCUGCCUAUGGCUUUGCCAAUCUCUUUGUGCUGGACAAGAAGGACCUCAAUGACAUCCUGGUGCACUACCCAGAAUCACAGAAGAUCCUGGCCAGGAAGGGGAGGAAACUGACCAAGGCCAAAGGCCCGGUGCCUGCAGGUCCGGUGGAGCAGAGGAGGGGCCUGGCUUUAUUUACGGAGAAGCCGCCCACUCCCAAGUUGCUGCGCGCCUUUGGGGACUUCAGGAAAGGAGGCUUCCUGGAGAAAAUCAAGGCUACAAUGGGAGAUGCACACAAGUAGCAGACAAGGGGGCUCUACACUUCAACGCAGGAGCGAGUUUUGGAAACUGCAUCUGUCGGAAUGAAUUUGCAAUUCUUUACAAAUCCAUCAGUGGUUGGACUUAACCCACAUUAGAUGUGUUAUUCAGCAACGUGACAUAACACACAGUGCUCUGUGAGACCUCAAGUACUGUGCUUCUUCAGCCUAGCUGAACUGU
Molecule: messenger RNA, 2320 nt
Organism: Paramormyrops kingsleyae
Lineage: Eukaryota; Metazoa; Chordata; Actinopteri; Osteoglossiformes; Mormyridae
Product: cyclic nucleotide-gated channel beta-3-like
Biological process (GO): monoatomic cation transmembrane transport
Cellular component (GO): photoreceptor outer segment; plasma membrane; intracellular cyclic nucleotide activated cation channel complex
Molecular function (GO): cGMP binding; protein-containing complex binding; intracellularly cGMP-activated cation channel activity
Source: RefSeq, a predicted model, not a curated record